CCAAACAACAUAACGCUCGAACGAAAUACGUAUACGUUGAUAACCGUGAAAAUAAACUUCUAUGAAUACAUUUUCACGGUUUAAACAGUCAAGAAGCAGUAUACGUUCGAUAUUUAGUACGGCAACCGCUUAAUCCUUGAGAAAACACGAAAGUUGUUUAUAUUUACGAAGUGUCGUGCGCGAUUCCGCAAAACUGGCUCACCAAUUUUGGAUAUCCUAUCACCCACCGACUGGAAACAAACAUACAUCCAGCGGUGAUGAAACUCCCCCAAUACCAGAGGAGGAGCUGGAACAGCAGAAAAUUGAACAUGAAAAGCAGGUGCAAAAGGAGAAAGAAUGCCAAGCGAGGGAGGCAGAAGAGGUUCGACAACUCGACAUAGAGCUGUUGCACCAGCGAGCGAUCGAAGCGGAAGAAGAACAAAAGCGAGAGAUAGCCGAAGCAGUGGAAGAGUUACGUGGCAUGAACACCUCGUGGUCUCAUCAUCGACUCUGCGACUUGCAACGUCAAGCUGCCAGGUGGAGGCACAGUCGGCCUUCUAUACCAGAUACUACUAAACACUACAGGAGCGUCCUGAAGAAGGCAUGCAGUGCACAGUUGACCAAGCCUCAGUCCAGCCAGAGUAUAUGCGAGGAGGACGGCAUAUUCAUCAACUUGUCUCGCCUUGGCCCAUGCAGAGACGAAUCUUUGGACAGCGAUGGUUGCUGCGAGACACCAGGGUGUACCGCCAGCCCAGAGACCAGACCUUGGAGGGCAUCAGCCAACGACGUCAGCCCCCAGAGGCGGAUGGACUUAGUUAGAGCCCCUUCGUGUCCAGGAUGUCGCGCUCCAAUCGCGUCUCUCGAUUGUAUGGAUGAUUUUAGUGCGAACUCCCAACAAAUGCUGGACCAAGAGCCAGCAAGGUCAUCAGGAAAACCAGGACCAAUAUCGUUUGAAGAAAGAUUGAAGUGGCGGAGUGGGAAAAAUAUAAAUCAAGAACAAUUCAAAAUGUUAUCCCCGACUCUCGCAAAGAAAAUGAACAAAUUGAAAUUAGGCCUCUUUGAUAGAGGGGAAGUGACGGUAUCCCGUCACAUGUCUGGAUAUAUGGCCAAUAGUAACGCUAUGGCUUCGUCCGUGACUCCCGGCCUCCGCUAUAAGAACUUGGGCAAGUCUGGCCUCAGGGUUCCCAAUAUUGGGCUGGGUAUGUGGACGAUGGUCAAUGAAGAAAGCGCGGAGGAUAUCAUUAUGACAGCCUUGGAAAAUGGGAUCAAUUUAUUUGAUCUGUCUGAGGCCCACUGCGUUUUAAACAAGCGCCAAUUAAAAACAAAUGAUCAUGGAAUAAUCACAGCUAAAGGCGAAGCUGAACUGGGCAGGAUCUUGAAGAAAAGAAACGUGAGAAGAACAAGCAUUAUUAUUACUACGAAAAUUUACUGGAGCACCAAAUCUGAUGAGAGAGGUCUCUCUCGAAAGCAUAUCAUCGAAAGUGUAAAAGCAUCUCUGGCCAGACUUCAAGUCGAAUAUAUUGACGUAGUACUUUUGCACAAAGUAGAUCCAGUCUGCCCAAUGGAAGAGCUGGUGCGUGCUAUGAACUUUGUGAUAAAUCAGGGAUGGGUGAUGUACUGGGGCACAGCUCGUUGGUCUCCCUCAGAGAUAAUGGAUGCUUACACAAACUGCAGACAGUUCAACUGCAUCACGCCGAUAGUUGAACAGACAGAAUAUCACAUGUUCUGCAGGGAGAAGCCUGAACUCUACAUGCCAGAGUUGUACCACAAGAUUGGUGUUGGAAUGAUGGUGUGGUCAGCUAUCACCACGGGAAAAGGGCUCGGCCGUGAGGAGAUUACUGGACUCUUCGCCAAGUCCCGCUUCAACAGGAAAUAUAGCACCUUCAGUUGGUGCGAGGAAGACCUGGCAGUUCCAGAGAUGCGUAGCUCUGGCAGUAAGGAACAAGUAACUGGUGAAGAACCACGCACUUACGGUGACAAGCUUCGUGAUCUUUCCAAUCUGGCAAACUCACUAAACUGCUCUAUGAGCCAGCUGGCAGUAGCUUGGUGCCUGAAGAAUGAGUCGGUGAACUGCCUAUUACUAGGCGCCACCAGUGUGGAACAGUUCAAAGAAAAUAUACACGCUUUACAGAUAGUGCCGCAGCUGACUCCGUUGGUGAUGAUCGAGAUAGAGCGUCUGCUGGCAAACAAGCCGCAGAGGCCGCCCAUGGUGUCUACCCUGGCCAUGCGCAACCAGCAGAACAACACAGUCCGCAUUGAUAUGACCGGUGUCACAUCAGGCACUGGAUCGCCCAAGCCGGAGGGCGAAGGCGCCGAGGGCGAGGCGUCCACCCCCGGCAAGGAGACCGGGCGGGCCUUCUGUGAGAUCCAGUGACCGUGGUGGCGCGGAAGCACUGACUCUGCUUCCAAAUCUAGCAAAUCAAAGGAAUCACUUAAGGACUCUAAACCUAAAUUCUUUUUAAACAAUGCCGGCGAAGUCAUCAAACGCACAGAGCAAGACGGAGUAUCAACAGACGUGGUGAUCUCCGUAUCUUCCCUGAAAGGCAAGCAGCCCGCCAGCGGCGGCAGCAAGGUAAAGAAGUCCAAGUCAGAUACUGCUCGUCCGCGCUCCGCCUCGCUCCAGCGGUCCUCCUCGGGCCAGCUGUCGGUCGCCCGGGACCGACGCCGCUCCCGUCUCGAUCUGGCGUCUCCUGCUGACAUUUAGCGCUACUAACUUUUCAGUUGAGUCGCGAUACGACACAAUACAAGUGUGAAACAUGGCUAAUACUCAACCUACUACGAAAAAUCAAUGCUUUUAAACCCUGAAAGGGAUGGACAAUGUGAAAUUAUGCCAAAUUACCUGGAACUGUUAAUUAAUAAAGGAUGUGAAUACAGCAUAGUUUUAGAUACAGUAAAUUAAUAUUGUUUAGGUGGAUGCUACGAUGGACGGUCACACCUGGUGGUGAAUUAUGGUCUGUGAUUAUGAAUGAUUACUUGAUUGUUCGAUUAAAAUGUAUAUAAAGUGGAGUAAUAAAAUCACUGUAGUAGAAUAUAAUUCACUCUUUGUGGUAAAUGGUAAGACUGUAGCAUAAGAUUUAUGUCAGUACGUAAUAACUAGAACGAGAUCGUUUUAACGGCCGAUCAAGUAGCUCUUGGUAAGGUAAGUACUGUUAUACAAUCUUUCCUAUUUUUCUUAGAAAACUAUAGUAGACUGGAUUUCAAUCAAAGUAGUAGGUAGUUUGAAAGAGACAACUUCUUCACAUUGAAACGAAUAGCGGAACACCUUUGAACACCGUAGAACUUAUUGUGUCCUAGAUAUUAAGUCAACGAGCAAAAACUUAGAGCCGUUACCACACAGCGGUUGUAUAAAUGAUUCCUUUGAAUUCACUAAUAGAGAAGCCGAGUCUUUUAAAACACUUUUCUGAUAAAAAAUUGCUUACACUACGCUUGUUUUUAAAAUCUGGCUUAAACAUAAUUAAGUUAUAUUUGAUUUAUUCCACUCAAAUUUAAGUAACGAAAUUAGUUCUCGGAAACUAUUUUUGUGUAUUUCAUAUUUAAAACAAACUUUCUUAAUGACUAGUUAUGCUACUUCGGCUAUGCUCAAUUAGGCACAGAUUUAUAUUUUAUAGACACAGCGCACUUAGAUACUACAUUAAAUGUUGUGUAGAGUGGACUAAAUGGCCUACAUACGACAUAUAAAUCGGUACCUAUUGUAGUCCUUUUAUUGCUAAAUAGCGUUCCUUGAAUAGACCACUAGCGACAUUGAUAUGGGUCGCUGGCCAGCAGCAUUGGGACGAACUAGGUAUACCUUAAGGUAACUUACCACUUGGUAGUAAGGUAAAACAUGUCUAAAAUAUUAUAUGUUAUAUGUCAUGGUAUAACUACCAAUUUUUUGUUACCAUUAAGUUUUUGUUAUUUAGUAAACUAUACAAUAAUUAAUCCUAGCAAAUAAUUAAAAGUUGUAUUAUCAAUUCAUUAUACAUAUAAUUACUAUGUAUGUAUUAUAUAAAUUAUGAAAUUACCGUUGUUCUUUAAGAAUAUUACAAUUUAAAUUCAAUGUUAGAGAAUUAAUUCGAUUUAACUUAGAGAGUAAACAAACAUCUUACAUGAAGAUGCAUCAGAGUCCACAGUACCUGUUAAUGUUAUAUGAAAUAGUUAAAUGUUAAUGAUAAUAAUUGUUUCAAUGUGACUUUUUCCGUGUUAUGGUAUUGUAGUAAAAUUUUUAAGUAAUUAUACAUGUAUGUAUUUUAUAACAGAUUAAUAAUAUAACAUAGAAAAUUUGGAAAAUUCGACACUACCUAUAUACCGAAAACAAUUAUAUUGUAUUAUCUCGUAAUUUUCAAUAUAAUAACAGUCUAUUUGAUGUCUAAUAACGUAAACAAAUUUAAUAUCAAUGUUAGCCAUAUAUUCUGAUUCAGAUUACUAGAAAUAUUUUAUUUAUUGUUAUUGUACUUCGAAGAUAAUUAAACCUAUUUAGGCAAUUUUACUAUUUCUAAUAGGUACCCUUGUGUAUGUAUCACAAGAUUCAUCUCUCGUUUGUUCUUUCAUAUCAUUAGAUUAAAUAUAAGGCUCAGGCCUUCAGGAUUUGCUAAGCAACCACCUCUUAGAUACGAUUUUUUAAUGUUUAAGCCAGGAAUGUAACCAAAAUAUUAAUUAAAUAAAGCAUGCGUAUACAACA
Messenger RNA from Ostrinia nubilalis (European corn borer), 4636 nucleotides. It is a transcript of the gene Hk, whose product is annotated as voltage-gated potassium channel subunit beta-2. The record is from RefSeq and is a predicted model, not a curated record. The transcript has 20 exons. NCBI's taxonomy places the organism in Eukaryota, Metazoa, Arthropoda, Insecta, Lepidoptera, Crambidae. The coding region runs from base 461 to 2353 and encodes 630 amino acids. Gene Ontology annotation, biological process: regulation of potassium ion transmembrane transport; potassium ion transport. Gene Ontology annotation, cellular component: voltage-gated potassium channel complex; cytoplasm. Gene Ontology annotation, molecular function: voltage-gated potassium channel activity; potassium channel regulator activity; transmembrane transporter binding.